AGGCGGCUUGAGGACCAGAAGAGCGAGCGGGGCCCGCGGGCCGGGCCGGGGACGACCUGGGCCGCGGCCAUGGAGGACCAGAGGGAGGCUCUGCGGAAGAUCAUCACCACGCUGGCUGUGAAGAAUGAAGAGAUUCAAAGCUUCAUCUACUCCCUCAAGCAAAUGCUGCUGAACGUGGAGGCCAACUCCACCAAGGUACAGGAAGACCUGGAGGCGGAGUUCCAGUCCCUCUUCUCCCUCCUGGAGGAGCUGAAGGAGGGCAUGUUGAUGAAGAUCAAGCAGGACCGUGCCAGCCGCACCUACGAGCUGCAGAACCAGCUGGCUGCCUGCACGCGGGCCCUGGAGAGCUCAGAGGAGCUUCUGGAGACGGCCAACCAGACCCUGCAGGCCACGGACAGCGAGGACUUCCCUCAGGCUGCCAAGCAAAUCAAAGAUGGUGUGACGAUGGCGCCUGCCUUCCGGCUGUCAUUGAAAGCCAAGGUCAGCGACAACAUGAGUCACCUCAUGGUGGACUUUGCACAGGAGCGCAGGAUGCUACAGGCACUCAAGUUCCUACCUGUGCCCAGCGCCCCUGUGAUUGACCUGGCCGAGUCCCUGGUGGCAGACAACUGCGUGACCUUGGUGUGGCGCAUGCCGGACGAGGACAGCAAGAUCGACCACUACGUGCUGGAGUACAGGCGGACCAACUUCGAGGGCCCGCCCCGCCUCAAGGAGGAGCAGCCGUGGAUGGUCAUCGAGGGCAUCCGGCAGACGGAGUACACCCUGACCGGUCUCAAGUUUGACAUGAAAUACAUGAAUUUCCGUGUGAAGGCCUGUAAUAAGGCAGUUGCAGGCGAGUUCUCCGAGUCGGUGACCCUGGAGACACCAGCGUUCAUGUUCCGCCUGGACGCGUCCACAUCUCACCAGAACCUGCGGGUGGAUGAUCUCUCCGUGGAGUGGGACGCCAUGGGCGGGAAGGUGCAGGACAUCAAGGCCCGCGAGAAGGACGGCAAGGGGCGCACGGCGGCUGCGCUGAACCUUCUCCCUGUCACUCACAGAGGCGUGCCGUCUCCCAAGAGGAUGCCCUCCGGUCGUGGGGGCCGGGAUCGCUUCACGGCCGAGUCCUACACGGUGCUGGGGGACACGCUGAUCGACGGCGGGGAGCAUUACUGGGAGGUGCGCUUCGAGCCGGACAGCAAGGCGUUCGGCGUGGGGGUGGCGUACCGCAGCCUGGGCCGCUUCGAGCAGCUGGGCAAGACGGCCGCGUCCUGGUGCCUGCACGUCAACAACUGGUUACAGGCCAGCUUCACCGCCAAGCACGCCAACAAGGCCAAGGUGCUGGACGCCCCCGUGCCCGACUGCCUGGGCGUGCACUGUGACUUCCACCAAGGCCUCCUGUCCUUCUACAACGCCCGGACCAAACAGCUGCUGCACACUUUCAAGGCCAGGUUCACACAGCCACUGCUGCCCGCUUUCACGGUGUGGUGCGGUAGUUUCCAGGUUACAACGGGCCUGCAGGUCCCCAGCUCCGUGCGCUGCCUGCAGAAGCGGGGCAGUGCCACCAGCAGCUCUAACACCAGCCUCACCUAGGCCCCUGGACCGCCCACCCCGCCCGGCUGAUCCAGAGGGGGGCCCUCCCAGGCCUCGGUUGUUUCAGCCAGCACCCUCUCCUCUCUUGCUGCUUGGAGCCUUAACUCCUGCGGGGGUCACCACUGGGGAGCGGCGGGCCCCGGGGCGGGCCCUCCUCCCCACCUCGCGUCCUAAUAAAGGUCAAUCACUGGCCAGGCCGUGCUGAUGGUUCUUUGGGGCUGGGUGGCACUGAGUGUGCCCCAAACCUUUCCGGACCUCGGCUUUCCUGGCUGUAAAGUGGGCUUCUCUUGUAGGGCCGGGUGGCAGGUUUUGCUAAGAGGGCA
This is a messenger RNA of Lynx canadensis (Canada lynx), 1892 nucleotides long. It is a transcript of the gene FSD1, whose product is annotated as fibronectin type III and SPRY domain containing 1. NCBI's taxonomy places the organism in Eukaryota, Metazoa, Chordata, Mammalia, Carnivora, Felidae. The record is from RefSeq and is a predicted model, not a curated record. The transcript is spliced from 13 exons. Gene Ontology annotation, molecular function: protein binding. The coding region runs from base 70 to 1569 and encodes 499 amino acids.